Molecule: messenger RNA, 1650 nt
Organism: Nasonia vitripennis (jewel wasp)
Lineage: Eukaryota; Metazoa; Arthropoda; Insecta; Hymenoptera; Pteromalidae
Product: arginine kinase
Exons: 5
Coding region: 129-1451 (440 amino acids)
Biological process (GO): phosphocreatine biosynthetic process
Molecular function (GO): creatine kinase activity
Source: RefSeq, a predicted model, not a curated record
CACGAAUACAUUUUGGCGAAUGCGAAGCGCACUUUUGCUCUCGCGAGCAAACAAAUUUUGAAAUUAAAAAAUUCCAGCUCUGAAUAAGCAGCCUCUAUAAACGCGCGUAAUAUUUGAUUUCGAUCGAGAUGAUUAUCGAGAAAGCCUGCGCGAAAGAAGGGAGAGGGGGGGGGGGGGGGAAGAAACAAAAACCGUCGCUAUUAUCCACCAUAACCCAAAAGCGAAAUUCCCGUCCUUCAUCUCUCUCUCUCUCCCGCGAAUCUAUCAUCUCCGAUAAAGCUAAAUUAAAAAAGCUCUCUCUUUCUCUCUCGCCACACAGCUACGGUAGAGUCACAAGGAUGUGCGACAAAAGCAAAUGCAGCUGCAAAAAGAAGGCCAACCAGGCCCCUUCGUCGGUUCAGCGCAAGCUCGAGGAGGAGUACGGCAAGUUCGCCACGACGCCGAGCGACUCGCUCCUCAAGAAGUAUCUCACUCGCGAGGUCUUCGACAAGCUCAAGACUCGGAAGACUCGCUACGGCUCGAGCCUGCUGGACGUGAUCCAGUCGGGCCUGAAGAACCCGGACUCGGGUAUCGGAGCUUACGCCGCCGAUCCGGAAGCCUACACGACCUUCGCCGCCCUCUUCGACCCCAUAAUCGAGGACUACCACGAGGGCUUCAAACCGACCGACGUACACCCCCCGUCUAACUGGGGCGACGCGAGCAAGCUACCGAGCCUCGACCCCGAGGGCAAGUACGUCAUCUCCACGAGGGUCCGGUGCGCCAGGUCUCUGGAGAACUAUCCGUUCAACCCGACGAUGAGUCGAGAGCAGUAUCUCGAGAUACAGGAUAAGAUUUCCGGCGCACUGAAGAGCCUGGACGGCGAUCUAAAAGGCGAGUACUACCCUCUCGAAGGCAUGGACAAGGAGACCCAGCAGCGGCUGAUCGAUGAUCACUUUCUUUUCAAGGAGGGCGACCGCUUCUUACAGGACGCCCGAGCUUGCGAAUUCUGGCCGACCGGCCGUGGCAUCUUCUACAACGGGAACAAGACGCUGCUGGCCUGGUGCAACGAGGAGGACCACCUGCGGCUGAUCUCGAUGCAGAAGGGGGGCGACCUGUCGGCGGUCUACGCUCGCUUGAUCGAAGCUCUCGGCAAGCUCGAACGCCAGCAGCUCAGAUUCGCACGUCACGAGCGCUUAGGAUACCUGACCUUCUGCCCGACCAAUCUCGGCACGACCAUUCGCGCUUCCGUGCACGUCCGGCUGCCCAAGCUCGCGGCCGAUCCUCAGGAGCUCAAACGCGUCGCCGGUAUUUACAAUCUCCAGGUACGAGGCACGCGAGGCGAGCACAGCGAGAGCGAGGGCGGCGUCUACGAUGUCAGCAACAAGAGGCGAAUGGGGCUGACGGAACACGCGGCCCUCCUCGAGAUGGGCAACGGGAUCGCCGAGCUGAUCAGGCGGGAGGAGACUUUAUAAGACGACUUAGUGACGCUGCGUUUUUUUCUCCGCUUCCGAGAGCGAUUGCGCGAUGAAACUGAUGAACUUCACCAUAUACAAGGGCCUGGCAUUUUCAAGGCCUGUGGAGAGAGAUCGAAUCGUAAACUUUGGCAAGCCGACUAACGUUUUUAACGAAAUUCCUUUUGGUGGAGAAUAAAGAGAUUCAUUGAUCCUGAUA